AUGGCGUGGCAGCAGUAUUCCAUCCCAGAUAUUCGACGGAGGCUUGGGGACGACCGGGGUCCAACCCGGCAGAAGGGAUUAUCCAGGUCUCUUCCGAAUUUUUCCUGGUUCCUGUUGAUUUUCUUCGGCCAGGCACGUCAAGAAUCUUCCCAGCAUGGGCACGACAAUAGCACCGUAGUGAUGUACCUUUGCGGGCCUCCUGGACGUGGACAGUUGUAUAGCCGACCUUUUCGCACGUGGCCAUUUCUGCUCUUUCUCUUUUGGGCAGGACUUUGUCCACUGAUAUCUUCAGUUUUGCCUUUCUGUUCGUUUAGUGGACCGGCGUACACACCUCUUUGGGUUGCGUGUAAAGACGAUCGGCUGGGACCCGUGCCACAACCCGAACACGCAACUGAAGCGUUUAGGUUUGAGAACUUGAGAGACAGCAGACCUAAUCGACGCCGGGAGGCGAUAGUCCGGAAGAGCCGCCUGGUGCGCGCGGGGUUACUUGAUCCCAUAUACCUGUCAAUCGGAGAGGAGAUCACCAUCCCUAUAGAUAUGCCUGCUGUUCUGUCUCUCCUUCUAUGCCGCCUAAAGCCUUCUCAUGCUCGUGGCAACCGAGUUGGGAACCUGGCGUUCGAUGCGGUGUGCAACCACAAGUCAGUUACUCUGCCUGAGGACGCCCCGGUUCCGCCAAAAGAAAACACACCACCUGCGUCCCAGCCUCACUUUCGUUUCUUAUGUACUGCGGAGUGGGUGCAAGCAAGGCGUCUUGCAUGGGAGGCUGAGGUGGAACGAGCGACGUCAGCGCGGAACAACGCCGAAGCGGGUGCACCUGCAGACGUUGAUAGUCCCGGCUUAGAGGAACAUCGCAUCAGAUGGUUUUCGGUCGGGUAUUUGGCUGCUCCCGGAAGCCAGACACACCGGUCUCUCUACUGCUCAGAUCGAAGCAUGCUUUUAGCAGUCAUCGGUCCCCAUACAACCGGCGACAUCUGGCUCUCCGUCGGCUGGCAUGUCGCAUUGGCAGAGGGUACAUCAGGCGAGUUCACCACGUGUCGCCGCGGGAUUUGCACGAAUGAGGAACUGUGGGGGAUGGCUAACUUGACAAAUACUUGUGUGGGAAGCAAUGCCAAUUGCCCGUCUGAGGCCGUUGCCGUUCUAGCGUCAUCUGCAGGAUCCGCCCAUGCAUACGGCAUGAUUUGCAAACAGACAAGCAAGGAUCCGGAGAAUCAACCACGUCAAGCAGCUGGAAAGUCUGACAACAAUGGUGUCCUAGGGGACAUAGGCCCUGGCGCAGUGUCCACAAGCAACUGGCUGGAAGGCGUGGGGGAAAGCGGAAGCAAGACAGGAGCAUCCGAUAACACGAACAUGGCAGAGGAUGCUGUCGAACAAAUCGAUUCUUUAUCGAAUAGAAGUCAGACGCUGUCAAGUCCACGGGCUGGUCCUCAAGAUCGUGCGCUAAAUGCACAGGCGGGUGCCCAGUGUGCAGGCAGAGGUGCUGUUGAAGUCCGUUGCCGCCAAACCUUCGGCCGCUACGUGGAGCCUCUCCAAAUGCCGCGCGUGAUGAAUGGAGAACCGUAUUAUCUCCUCGGGGAAACGGCCAAUGCCCGGAUCUAUUGCAAGGAUGGAAGAUUCUCCAGUGCAUCACCUGCGGGAUUUCAAGUGGCCGCUUACACCUGGUUCGGUGUAAUCGCACUUCUCGGUGUUUCGGCAAGCUAA
Molecule: messenger RNA, 1698 nt
Organism: Neospora caninum
Lineage: Eukaryota; Apicomplexa; Conoidasida; Eucoccidiorida; Sarcocystidae
Exons: 1
Coding region: 1-1698 (565 amino acids)
Source: RefSeq, a predicted model, not a curated record